AUGCAGGGAGCCUAUAACCCUGGCGCACAGCCGCAGGGAGCCUAUAACCCUGGCGCACAGCCGCAGGGAGCCUAUAAUCCUGGCGCACAGCCGCAGGGAGCCUAUAAUCCUGGCGCACAGCCGCAGGGAGCCUACAACUUCAACGGACAACCGCAGGGUGGUUUCUUUAACCCUAGCGCACUGGCAGGAGGAAGAGCAGUUGGCAACAACCCUAACACCUUCAAUGCUCCCGGAGCUGCUGGAUAUCUACCGAGUCAAACCAACCAGGUGCCGGCCUACCCACAGCAACCAAGCCCGCAGGCGCCGCUUGCCGGCACCGUGCAGGCAGCGGAAUUCCUCAGCGACAUCAACACCGACUGCGAUUUCGACAGUAGGCAGAUGAAGGUUACGAUUAAAAUGACGAAUGGCUUCACUGGGCAAGUCUUCACGAGUGGCUACUUCGGCCAGCCAAACUGCACCAGCACCGGCUACGGAUCAAACUUCAUGCUACUGACUGUACCCAUGGACGGCUGCGGAACCGUUGAGCGACCCGUCAGCGGCGAGACGUACAAUAGAAACCCUGGUUACACAUACGGCAACACGCUCAUCUUCAUGACGCUACCGUACGGCAUUCUGGGCACCCAGGACCGCGCCUACACCGUCCAGUGCCAGGUGAAGUCGGACGACUUCGAACAGUCGAGCACCAACCCACUGAACGUGAACAUGCAAGUUAGCAACGGCAGGGAUCCCAACGCUGGUCCGUCUAAUGGACUCACUGUCGGCGAGCCAGCGACCCUUGCAGUCAUCCACCGCGGCAGCCGCGGUAUCUGGGACGUGCAUCUAUCCAACUGCUACGCACACGACGGAAUCGGACGCAGCCGCACUCCGCUGAUCGGCGACGACGGAUGUCCGGCCUACGAGCCCGAGUUCGUCUCUCCCAUGAAGCACGGGCGUCUAGCAAGCGGCGACCUGGCACACUACUUCCACUUCCAGGCGUUCAAGUUCCCGGACAAGUCGAACGUCUACUUCCAGUGCACCGUCGACGUGUGCAAGGGAAAAUGCGACAUGCGCCCCUGCAACAGCAGUCGUAGGAAGCGUGAGCUGAGUGAGAAGGACAGCGAGGUCAGCAACGACGAGACCGAUAUCAACGUCAUCGAUGACGUCCUCAUUGAGAACAUAACGGCGAAGGCGCUGCCGACCGAGAAGAUGCUAAUCUACAGAGGCCUCACUAUCAUACUGCCCGGCGAGCAGGACAUCCCGCUGUACUGGAGAAUGAACUACAACGUCGGCGAUUCGGUGUGCGUGUCGCGUGUCACACUCGGCGUCAGUGUCGGCAUCGUCGCCGUCGCUCUGCUGGCUGCCAUCAUCAGCGCCCUACUCGGCAUACACUGUCUGCGACAGAAGAGAGAGCUGGCGGAGAGAAAGCAACUCUAUUACGGCACGCACGGCAUCGAACCCGUUUAUUCGGCUCCAGUAAGCAGCACUAAGGGUUUGUAGAUUAGCGAAUUCGAGAAUGUCACGUAGAGUUAAUUUCGUGUAUAUAUGAUAUUAUAUAACUAACGUGAGUAAUUAAUAGGCAGAAGCGUCUUCAUAGGAAAGCUGCGUAGGCUUGAUUACCCAAUCUUUAAACAGCGUAACGUUUUGAAUUUAACAUACCGGUUUCGCGCUUACAGUGGCGUUAUAGUUUUUACACUGUUUCAUGGCCUCUCACUAUUUCUCGGGGAAAAAGAUGCUUUGUCGACGAUUAUUGCCACGUUUGGUUAAGGAGUAAAUUGCUACUGGAUUGGAUCACAAGUAGUAUAAUUUAAUUAUAGACACGUCUAUUAGCAAGAGCUGAAUUUCUAAAGAAAAAAUGAAUACCAAUCAUUUCUAAAUUUUGAUUUUGUUUAAAAUGCAAAUUUUUGGCCGAAAUAGCUAUAACACUUACUUGGAAAAUCACAAUCGCAAAAUACUGCAAACAUUCAACUAACUUUGACCGUUCUAUAAAUACAAAGGCAUUUGUAGAGAGUUCAUAAUUAAUUCAUUAACAAUAAUUCUCGUCUAGUCUUUAGUUUACAUAGCUAUAUUCUGCGCGGAUGGAAACAGACACGAUGACGAGAUUAUAUUAUGAUGGCAUAUUACUUAUAUCGCACGUAACCAUGUCUUAGCACCAAACGCACUAGCUUCCAAUUGCACUGUAGAUUUGCACUUUACUAAUCCCGUAAACCCAUAAAUGUAGUUCAUUUUAACCUUAA
Messenger RNA from Priapulus caudatus, 2213 nucleotides. RefSeq lists its product as uncharacterized. The coding region runs from base 1 to 1476 and encodes 491 amino acids. NCBI's taxonomy places the organism in Eukaryota, Metazoa, Priapulida, Priapulimorpha, Priapulimorphida, Priapulidae. The transcript is spliced from 5 exons. The record is from RefSeq and is a predicted model, not a curated record.